UGGAUUACGUCUUCCGCCUCCAGCCAGGAACGGACGGUCGGGUGCCCAACGUCCCUGACGAACCUCUACCCACUUCAACUUAUAUAGAACUGGAUCCAACCACAGAUCCGAAUCCAUCAAAGGACAGAGAGGCACGGGGUACCAGUGAACCACACAGCACGGUCGGCACACCAAAAAAAGGCAGGCUCCAGCAUUCCAAGUCGGUCCCGCCGCAACGCUGGGACGACUGACCUCAUUGAUCGCCCCAAGUGCCUCCCCACUGCCAAGCAAUCGGUUUCCGGUGUCACUCGAUAAUAAUAGCUCCAACCUGUGGUGGCUUUGUGGCUUGUGAAUUUCCCUUCCCUCCUCCCAUAUCCCCUCAUUAUCCCUCCCCUUGAGAGAGAAGCUCAGUGUCAACAAUGUCCGACACGGCCCUUCCUGAACCAACUGCGCUCCCUGCGCUAUCCGAUGCGCCUCCAUCGAGUGCCGGUCACUCCUCCGGCACGGCAGCCGUCGACCAGCCGCCGCCACAGGCUGCCAUUUCCGAUGAGCUCAAGGCUCGUUUGGACAAAGUGAUAUAUUCCGAGAUUGGUAUUACUACUCUCCUUGCUCGAUUGAAGCAGAGCGUGGCCUCUGCUAGGGAUUUCUCAUCCUUCCUGAAGAAACGAGGCUCCCUUGAGGAGGAGCAUGCUCAGGGGUUGCGGAAGCUCUCUCGCGCCGUCAACGAUGCUGCGCAACGAACCGAGAACCGACAGGGCACUUACAGCUCCAGCUAUAAAGAUAUACACCACCUGCAAGAGCGCAUGGCUGAUCAUGGCCUGCAAUUCUCCGUUUCUCUCCAGCAGAUGGCCGAUGACCUGCACGAGCUGUCGACUAGAAUUGAACGUGGUCGCAAGCAGUGGAAACAGACUGGAUUAGCCGCGGAGAAAAAGGUCAUUGAUGCUGAAGCCCAGGCUGAAAAGGCAAAGGCCAAAUACGAGUCAUUGGCAGAGCAGUACGAUCGUGUUCGAACGGGUGAUAAGACUGGUGGAAAGUUUGGCUUGAAGGGUCACAAGUCGGCAGCUCAGCAUGAAGAGGAUCUUCUGCGCAAAGUUCAGAAUGCUGAUAGUGACUAUGCAGCCAAGGUUCUAGCGGCUCAAGCAGAGCGCAAAGAAUUGGUGUCUACCCACCGGCCACAGGCAGUGCACAAUCUUCAGCAGUUGAUUGCCGAGUGUGACUCCGGGUUGACCCUGCAACAGCAAAAGUUUGCUACCUUCAGCGAGAAGCUGCUCCUUGGUCAGGGUCUCUGUGUCAGUCCUAUGAAGACGGAGAAUGGAGCCCCAGUCCCGAAGAGUCUGGCCGAGGUGGUGCGCCAGGUUGACAAUCAGAGGGACUUCCAGGAAUUCAUCCUCAGCCACGCCGGGAACCCCGGCGCCGUCAGCGGGCCAGAAGUUCAAUAUGAGCGCCAUCCGACCCUAGGCGGCGGCGGCGCAGCCGCAGCACCGGCCGCAGGCCCGCCUUCCCAGACGAGCACACAAGCUAAACGACAAUCUACCUUGCCACCGACCUUCUCUCAACCUAACAUCGCUUCUCCUGCUAGUCAACCACCCCAGAGUAGCACAGAUCGUUUCCAACCCCUUCCAUACCCAACACAGGGAGAGCCUAUCUCAGCGCCUCCUUCACAGCCCCCUUAUCCCGCCUCCGGCCUCCCAGCUCACGAACCAGCGCCAGCUCCCGUUCACGCUCCAGCGCCGAUGAUGGGUGGUUCCGCUCCAUUGAUGCAGGGUCCCCCUCCGAUGGACCGGGCUGCUCUGCAGUCCAACCUGCCGCCGCUGAAGCCCGUGUUCGGCGUGACCUUGAAUGACCUGUAUGCUCGUGAUGGAACCGCGGUGCCUUUCAUCGUCUACCAGUGCUUCCAGGCCGUGGAGCUGUUUGGUCUCGAGACCGAGGGCAUCUACCGACUGUCCGGCAGUGCCAACCACAUCAACCAUAUGAAGGCGGUCUUCGACAACGACGCAUCUAAGGUUGACUUUACCAGCCCGGAGAACUUCUACCAUGAUGUCAAUAGUGUUGCAGGUCUGGUGAAGCAGUUCUUCCGUGACUUGCCCGAGCCGCUGUUCACGUCGCAGUUCUACUCCCAGUUCAUCGAUGCUGCUCGCAUCGAGGACGAUACCCAGCGCCGCGACUCGUGCCACGCGCUCAUCAACAGCCUGCCAGAUGCCCACUACGCUACUCUGCGGGCAGUAAUUCUGCAUCUGAACAAGGUGCAGGAGCACUACACUUCGAACCGGAUGAAUGCCGGCAACCUGGCCAUCUGCUUCGGACCGACUCUAAUGGGCGCUAACUCGGGCGGCAACAUCGCCGACGCCGGUUGGCAAGUCCGAGUGAUUGAAACGAUCCUCAACAACACCUUCCAGAUAUUCGAUGAUGACUAGAUUAUUCAUCUAAUCCUCAUAUGAUGAUCAAACAUACUUUUCCUUAGGGUCAUCGUCUCUUCUCGCGCCGUGAUAUCCAAAAACCGGGUUCACCUUCUAGUUUUCUGUUCUACGAACCUACCCAUCUGAUUUUUGGAUCUUCCCUCCACUCGAUUCCCAAUUCCCGUUUGAUACCGUCCUCGUCGUCGCGUGUCCCCUUGCGCCUGAAAUAGCAUGUGUCUUUGUCGCUCGUCCUUUGGCCCCCGCUCAUAGGAUCGACAUUGAAAUAAGACCCUUGUUUUUCUUUUUGCCUCUGUACAUAGAAUCCGUUUUUUCUCUGCAUGUGGCGCUCGAGCCUGUGCAGGACUAGCUUAGUUCCCCCUUUCGUCAUGUCGAAUUUACGAUGGCCCUAAUUACUGCGGUCUUUUUCUUGGUUG
Messenger RNA from Penicillium brasilianum, 2809 nucleotides. The record is from the annotation of a GenBank genome assembly. NCBI's taxonomy places the organism in Eukaryota, Fungi, Ascomycota, Eurotiomycetes, Eurotiales, Aspergillaceae.